AUGAUGAGGGGAUCAGAACCAAUUUUGGACAUGGAUAUAGCAAACUACAGCGAAGUCUUAGACCCAACUUAUACUACUUUGGAGUUUGAAACUAUGCAGAUUCUCUACAAUUCAAGUGGAGACGGUUCUGCCACUGAACAAAACAGAAUGAAUACUCCAGACAACGGGAUGAACAGUCUUUGUGCCAUAUGUGGAGAUCGAGCAACUGGAAAGCACUAUGGUGCCUCAAGUUGUGAUGGGUGCAAAGGUUUCUUCAGACGGAGUAUUCGAAAGAGUCAUGUUUAUUCCUGCAGGUUCAGCCGACAGUGCGUUGUUGACAAAGACAAGAGGAAUCAGUGUAGAUAUUGUCGUUUAAAAAAGUGUUUCCGAGCAGGAAUGAAGAAAGAAGCUGUGCAAAAUGAACGAGACAGGAUAAGCACGAGGAGAAAUAACUUUGAAGGCAGCAACAUUCCCUCUAUUAAUACAUUGGCACAAGCUGAAGCUCUUUCUCGUCAGAUUCCAGUUUCAAACCCCAGUGCAAAUACUGACAUAAAUGUUAAGAAAAUUGCUAGUAUUGGUGAUGUCUGUGAAUCUAUGAAGCAGCAACUAUUAGUCCUGGUGGAGUGGGCUAAAUAUAUCCCUGCCUUCUGUGAGUUACCAUUGGAUGAUCAGGUUGCACUUUUAAGAGCACAUGCAGGAGAGCACCUGCUACUUGGUGCCACAAAGCGAUCCAUGAUUUAUAAAGACAUCUUACUUUUGGGUAACAACUACAUCAUUCAUCGGAACAGCUGUGAAGUGGAGAUCAGUCGUGUGGCCAAUCGCGUUCUCGAUGAGCUAGUCCGCCCAUUUCAGGAAAUUCAGAUCGAUGACAAUGAAUAUGCUUGUCUGAAGGCAAUUGUAUUUUUUGAUCCAGAUGCAAAAGGAUUAAGUGACCCAGUGAAAAUAAAAAAUAUGCGAUUCCAAGUCCAGAUCAGUUUAGAAGACUACAUCAAUGACAGACAAUACGAUUCCAGGGGAAGGUUUGGUGAACUGCUUUUGCUCCUGCCUACACUGCAGAGCAUCACUUGGCAAAUGAUUGAGCAAAUACAAUUUGUCAAACUGUUUGGGAUGGUUAAAAUUGACAAUUUACUUCAGGAAAUGUUACUAGGAGGUGCUUCUAAUGAUACUAGCCAUCUUCAUCAUCCCGUGCAUCCUCAUUUAUCCCAGGAUCCAUUAACCGGGCAAACUAUACUUAUAAGCUCUAUGUCAACUCCAGUGCAUACAGAACAGAUCUCAACUCCUGAAACUCCACUACCUUCCCCACCACAAGGCUCUGGACAAGAACAGUACAAAAUGCCCACAAACCAGGCUUCAGUCAUUUCACAUCAGUCUAUCCCCAAACAAAAGCAAUUGUGA
Vombatus ursinus (common wombat) is the source of this 1374-nucleotide messenger RNA. RefSeq names its product hepatocyte nuclear factor 4-gamma. NCBI's taxonomy places the organism in Eukaryota, Metazoa, Chordata, Mammalia, Diprotodontia, Vombatidae. The record is from RefSeq and is a predicted model, not a curated record. Bases 1 to 1374 code for a protein of 457 amino acids. Gene Ontology annotation, molecular function: nuclear receptor activity; zinc ion binding; RNA polymerase II cis-regulatory region sequence-specific DNA binding. Gene Ontology annotation, biological process: anatomical structure development; cell differentiation; regulation of transcription by RNA polymerase II. The transcript has 11 exons.